AUGUUACCUACUCCUGAAGACAAUAUACCGACCAUUAUGGAACGUGUACGAAAAGAAUAUAUUCAACGCACGUACGAUAUCAAGGAAUGGAACGAUGCUACCGAUUUCUUGGAAAAAUUGGCUCGCAAGACUGGUAAACUGCAAAAGAAGGGAGAGCCCGAUUUCCACAAUACGGCCAUGAUGGUGUUGAACGAUUGGCUCCGUGGUCGAUUGCCCUACUAUGUUCCUGCUCCUUCUUUCACCAAAAAUGGAGAUGACUCAUAUAUACCAAAUCAAGCGAAACAAGGUCUCAUAAAGCCAUCGACUAAGAAUACAUCGUUUGCGCUUCGAUUGCUCUGUCCUCCGGCAUCUUUUACCCCUGUUCAUCUUCAGACAUAUAUAAAAAGAUCGAGCGUUCGCUGA
Messenger RNA from Zychaea mexicana, 402 nucleotides. RefSeq lists its product as uncharacterized. The coding region runs from base 1 to 402 and encodes 133 amino acids. The record is from RefSeq and is a predicted model, not a curated record. Lineage: Eukaryota; Fungi; Mucoromycota; Mucoromycetes; Mucorales; Lichtheimiaceae. The transcript has a single exon. Gene Ontology annotation, cellular component: nucleolus.